Messenger RNA from Betta splendens (Siamese fighting fish), 1320 nucleotides. It is a transcript of the gene kxd1, whose product is annotated as KxDL motif containing 1. Gene Ontology annotation, cellular component: BORC complex. The record is from RefSeq and is a predicted model, not a curated record. Gene Ontology annotation, biological process: lysosome localization. The transcript has 4 exons. Bases 17 to 571 code for a protein of 184 amino acids. NCBI's taxonomy places the organism in Eukaryota, Metazoa, Chordata, Actinopteri, Anabantiformes, Osphronemidae.
GGUCUGGAUCGGCAUCAUGGUGGAGCCCACAGCAUCUGGCGUGUUCUGUAACAGGAUGCUGAGCAUGGUCAACUCUGAGGACGUGAACGCCAUCAUCCAGGCUCAGAGACACAUGCUCGAUCGAUUUGAGAAAACGAAUGAAAUGCUGAUCAACUUCAACGGGCUGUCAAACGUCCGACUGCAGCAGAUGAAUGACCGCUUCCUGCUACACACCCGCACCCUUGUUGAGAUGAAGAAAGAUCUAGACAGCAUCUUCCGAAGGAUCAGGACACUAAAAGGGAAAAUUGCUAAGCAGUAUCCAGAAGCUUUCAGUAAUAUCCACGAGUCACCGAUCCUGGAGGAUGAUGACGACGAGUUCGACCCAAUACCACCCAGUGUUGCCACAACAAUCACAACAGCCAUGUCAGAGCAGAGCACAGAGUCGUGUGACACAAGUCCAGACGUGAUCUCACCCACUGUAAGCAGAUGUUCUGAAGAUCUCUCGCAGGAGCUGCCUGACACACCUACCUCAGACGGCCUAGAGGCUGCCGUCCUACGAGACGAGGGUCCCGACUCCGUACCUGAAGAGUAACGCUGAAAGUUUGCAAAGGAUUUCAGUCUCUAAAGCUGAGCACUGAGCACAUGAAAACUAUUUUAGCAGGAGACCGUCUUGUAAAUAUUUGAAUCUGUGUUGGACUGUCUGAUAAUCCUGAGUUUUUGUUGGCAUGCUUUUUUGACUGCACAACACAAUUAAUGCAAGUGGUACUUGAAGCUGUACAGUAUGUCUUUAUACCGUAGAUAUAUUCAGUGCUGGCAGUAAACCUGAGCAAAAGCCUCACCAGUGAUGCAACUACAAACAUAAUAUUUAUUUCUUGGUGGUUGGAAGGAUUCUCACCUAACUGAAGUAAGAGCUUUGCUCCGUGUUAGUUAGGGGUUUGGACCACCUGUCGUUAUAAAACAACUGUAACUCUUUUGUUUGGGUGGUUACAUUGCUACACUGAUGCCCUUGAAAAUGCAGUUUACAACAGACAGAUCUGGCCUAAAAUGGUCAUAUAUGUCAAAUUUACUAACUCAAAAGAUCGAUCACAAAUACAUUUGCUAUAGCUUCCAACGCUGCAUUCACAUCUAGUUUCUAGUGUUACAAUCACAAACGUACAGCGCAGAUUUGCUGUAAUACAGUGACAGUAAUCGCUGCUGUUUACAUUGACUAUACUGCCCCCAAAAUGAAUGUAAAAUUAUCAGUUAUUAAAUAGCGUACUUUAAUUGAGAACUGUGAUUGUUGCUUAAAUGUUUGCGUAAUAUAUUUAAUAACUAACCUUAAUAAAAACCGAGUUACAUUUA